UUGCAAGACCUCCUCCAAACUCAGCAUCAACCACACCAAGAACAUCUCGUCGUUUCUCAUCAUCAUCAGCUUCCUCCUUUCUCUUUCCCCAAAAAAAACAUCAAAUAAUAUUGGCAACAACGUUGCCUAAUGAAAUAUUAAUAGAAAUAUGCAGUUAUUUACACCCUUCUGAUCUAUACAAUUUAACCUUGGUGUGCAAGCGAUUUCGAAAUCUGCUGUGGAAUAAAACAAAUGAAUCAACACAAUUGAUUUGGCGUACUUCGCGAUUAAAUUUUAUUCCACAUUUGGUACUUCCAUGUCCCGAUGGAAUGAGUGAACAAAAGUAUGUAUGGUUGAUGCUUUUGUUAAAUAAAUGUAUGUUUUGUGAGGAAAGAGAUAAACGGAAACUAUCAAUGUAUUGGGAAUUCAAAAUGUAUUGUUGUCAACGUUGUUUGGCUCAAAGAACCGUUAGGUAA
Molecule: messenger RNA, 455 nt
Organism: Funneliformis mosseae
Lineage: Eukaryota; Fungi; Glomeromycota; Glomeromycetes; Glomerales; Glomeraceae
Source: the annotation of a GenBank genome assembly